CCCUGAGCGUCUGAAUCCCACAGCAGCGAGAUGGGGGCUCUGCGGUGGAGUGUGAUUGGGUUUCUGUGCUGUGUUGGAAGCGUGUCUGGUGUUUUCAGGGAGUAUUUUAUUGGUAUUAAAGAAGUUCAGUGGGAUUAUGCACCCAGUGGCAUGAACAUGAUUCAGAACAAGACCCUGAAGGAAGAUGCGCAUGCGAGAACGUUUUUGGAGAAGGGGGAGCAGAGGAUUGGUCGCGUUUAUAAGAAAGCAGUGUAUCUACAGUACACAGAUGCCACCUUCAGGCAGGAGAUAGAGAAACCCAAAUGGAUGGGGUAUCUGGGACCCCUCAUCACUGCAGAGGAGGGGGAUACUGUGGUUGUGCAUUUAAAGAACAUGGCCUCUCGCCCUUACUCCAUUCACCCUCAUGGAAUGAGUUACAAUAAAUCCAACGAAGGUGCAUUGUAUCCAGACCAGACAGAUUCAGCAGAGAAGCGUGAUGAUUCUGUAGCUCCUGGGAAGGCGUAUAGUUAUAUCUGGCCCCUGGAGUCUUCUCAUGCUCCUGGCAAAGACGACCCUAACUGCCUGACCCGAGUGUAUCACUCCCACGUCACGGCACCGAAAGACAUUGCCACAGGACUUAUUGGACCUCUCAUCAUCUGCAAAAAAGGUUCUCUAGAUGUACACGGGGAGAAGUCAGGUGACUACCUGUACGCCCUCAUGUUCACGGUUUCUGAUGAAAACCUGAGCUGGUACCUGGAUGACAACAUCAAGACGCACUGCACUGUACCUGCCAAAGUCAAGAAGGACGAUGAGGACUUCAUAGAGAGCAAUAAAAUGCACUCUAUUAACGGAUAUGUCUUUGGCAACCUGCCAGACCUGAGCAUGUGCAUGGGCAAUAAGAUUCACUGGCACUUGUUUGGGAUUGGGAAUGAGGUGGACGUCCACUCUGCCUUCUUCCACGGUCAGGUCCUGACGAAUAGACGGCACCGUACAGACACGGUCAGCCUGUUCCCAGCGACCUUCGCCAAUGUGCAGAUGGAGGCGGACAACCCUGGCCAGUGGCUGCUUAGCUGUCAGGUCAACGAUCACCUUGAAGCGGGCAUGCAGGCCUUUUUUGAGAUCAAGAAGUGUUUCCCCAAUGUCCACAAGCCCCGCCCAUUCGGUGCAGUGAGGCAGUACUACAUAGCAGCUGAGGAGGUCAUCUGGGAUUACGGGCCUACUCAGAUCAACCAGUACACUGGCAUCAAACUUGAGGAUGACAGUAUGGCAGACACUUUUUUUGACAAUCGUGAUGACCGUAUCGGUGGAAAAUACAAGAAGGUCCAGUAUGUGGAGUACACGGAUGAUACCUUUACCAAGCGCAAGGAGAGAACGCCUGAGGAGCAGCACCUUGGCAUUCUGGGACCAAUCAUCAGGGCAGAAGAGGAGGACACCAUAAAAGUCACAUUUAGGAAUAAAGCCAGCCGUCCUUACAGCAUUCAGCCUCAUGGAGUUCAGUACAGUAUUGAAAUGGACGGCACGCUCUACCACAAUGCUCUAGAAGAAUCGUACACUGCCAAAAAGCUGAGAGAACUCAAGAAAGAAGCAAGAGUUAUUGAACCUCUUCCUGCUGCCAUGGUUCGUCCCGACACCACCUUUAAGUACGAGUGGGUGGUGCCUAAAGCUGGAGGCCCGGCUGCAGGUGACCCUGACUGCAUCUCCUACCUGUAUUACUCAGCUGUGGACCCAAUCCGAGACACCAACUCCGGACUGGUUGGACCUCUCCUGAUCUGUAAACCUAAAACCCUCAAAUCAGGCAAACAAAAAAAUGUGAAAAAAGAAUUUCAUAUACUUGCCACAAAUUUUGAUGAGAACCAGAGCUGGUACCUGGACGAGAACAUUAACAGAUAUGCCAAGAAACCUAAAACUGUAAAAAAAGACGAUGAAGACUUUGAGUUGUCCAAUCAAAUGCGCUCGCUAAAUGGAUACAUGUAUGGAAAUCUUAAAGGCCUGACGAUGUGUAAGGGAGACAAGGUCUCCUGGCAUCUCUAUGGUUUGGGUUCAGAGGGGGACAUACAUGGUCUUUACUUCCAAGGGAACCGGUUCCUCUACAGGGGAACCCGUAAAGACACCAUCAGUGUGUUCCCUCACGUCUCUCACACCGUCAUCAUGGAGCCAGACAGCAUGGGAACGUUUGAGGUGACGUGUAAGAUUGCGGAUGAUAAUCAUGUGGGGAUGAGAGCAAACUACACCGUGGAGAAGUGCAGCAUCUUCAGCAGACAGACAGAGGUGAUGCUACACCAGAAGAAAUAUUACAUCGCUGCUGUGGAGAUGGACUGGGACUAUUCUCCCACUCGCACAUGGGAGGAGAAGAUGUUCAAUGGUCUUAAAGACAGCCCAGGCAACCCAUUCCUUAAGAAAGAAGGCAAAUUCAUUGGCUCCAAGUAUAGGAAGGUCCUGUACAAAGAGUAUACUGAUGACACCUUCACCAAGCCUAAAGAAAGGUCUGAGGAUAUGCAGCAUUUAGGGAUUAUGGGGCCAAUGAUCCAUGGGAAUGUGGGAGAGAAGGUGAAGAUCGUGUUUAAGAACAUGGCGAAGAGGACGUACUCUGUACACGCACACGGGAUUAAAACAGAAAACCCGCAGGUCAUCCCAACGCCCCCAGGACAAACUCAAACAUACACCUGGUACAUUCCAAAGACUGCUGGACCGACAGAGGAGCAGGAGGAAUGCAGUGUUGGAGCUUAUUACUCAACAGUAGAUGUUAAUAAGGAUUUCUACAGUGGGCUGAUUGGUCCACUGGUCAUCUGUAAAAAGAGCCUGUUGAGGAAGUUAGGGCUGAAGAAAGAGAUCGAGGAGUUUGCGCUGCUCUUUACGGUGUUUGAUGAGAAUCAGUCCUGGUACCUAGAUGAUAAUAUCAAAACUCAUGUUAAAAACCCUCCCAGCAAAUUAAAGGAGGAUCCGGAUUUUAUUGAAAGCAACAAAAUGCAUGGAAUUAAUGGUCUGGUCUAUGGAAACCUCCCUGGUCUGAACAUGCAGGUUGGAGAUAAGGUUUACUGGUAUCUGAUGGGAAUGGGAAAGGAAAUGGACGUGCACACAGCGCAUUUCCACGGUCACAGCUUUGAAUACAAGCAAAGUGGCGUCCAUCGUGCAGAUGUGUUUGAUCUGUUCCCGGGAACCUUCCAGACGGUGGUGAUGCGCCCUCAGUACCCUGGCACCUGGCUCCUGCACUGCCACGUCACUGACCACGUGAUGUCGGGCAUGGAGGCCACUUACACCGUGCAGGAUAAAGAGGGUCGAAAGGGCUUCCUCGGUUUGUUCCCCGGCUGAUAUACGAGAGGAAGUGAUGACUGAUGAGAAAAAACCUACAGUAAACAAUUUAUAAAUAAAUGCAUUUAAACAUGAA
Messenger RNA from Astyanax mexicanus (Mexican tetra), 3364 nucleotides. RefSeq names its product ceruloplasmin (gene cp). The transcript is spliced from 20 exons. Gene Ontology annotation, cellular component: plasma membrane. The coding region runs from base 31 to 3288 and encodes 1085 amino acids. Gene Ontology annotation, biological process: iron ion transport. Gene Ontology annotation, molecular function: copper ion binding; oxidoreductase activity. The record is from RefSeq and is a predicted model, not a curated record. Lineage: Eukaryota; Metazoa; Chordata; Actinopteri; Characiformes; Acestrorhamphidae.